CAGCACGUUGGCCCGUCGCUGUUCGGCUCCUCCUACUCGUGUCAUCCGCCUCCUGUGUGUGUUUGUGGUGGCGGGAGAUUGCAGCAUGGCUGUGCAGCCCAAAGAGAAGUUGUCUAUGGACAGCGGGGCCGAGAAUGGCUUCCUUCACUUCUACCAGUCCAUGCCCGAGAAGCCCGACACCACCGUGCGAGUGUUUGAUAGGAACGACUACUACACGGUGCACGGGGGAGACGCGCUGUUUGCGGCCAAGGAAGUUUUCAAGACCAAUGGGGUGAUCAAGUACUUGGGAUCAGGAAACAAGAAACUGGAGAGUGUGGUGCUGAGCAAAAUGAACUUUGAGUCUGUAGUGAAGGAUCUGCUGCUGGUUCGUCAGUAUCGUGUAGAAGUUUAUAAAAAUAAAUCUGGAGGCAAAUACUCUAAGGAAAAUGAUUGGCAGUUGGCUUUUAAGGCCUCGCCAGGUAAUCUCACACAGUUUGAGGAGAUUCUAUUCGGCAACAAUGACAUGUCUACGGCCGUUGGAGUGGUCGGUAUCAAACUGGUCAGCUCUGAAGGCCAGAGGUUGGUCGGGGUCGGUUACGUGGACUCUACACUGAGGAAGCUGGGAGUAUGUGAAUUUCCAGAUAAUGAUCAGUUCUCUAAUCUGGAAGCUUUGCUGGUUCAGAUUGGGCCAAAGGAAUGUGUAAUGCCUGGAGGAGAAACUGCUGGAGACAUGGGAAAACUGAGGCAGAUUGUCAAGAGAGGUGGGAUUCUGAUAACAGACAGAAAAAGGGCAGAAUUCAGCACAAAAGACAGUGUACAAGAUCUUAAUCGCCUGCUUAAAGCAAAGAAAGGAGAGCAGGUGACCAGCGCUGCAUUACCAGAGAUGGAGAAACAGGUUGCAAUGUCAGCCUUGGCGGCCGUUAUGAAAUAUCUGGAGCUGUUAUCUGACGAGUCUAACUUUGGGCAGUUUGUGAUGACCAACUUUGACCUGAGCCAGUACAUGAAGCUAGACAACGCGGCCGUGGGGGCUCUCAAUCUGUUCCCUGGAUCUGCGGAAGAUACCAGCGGCACUCAGUCAUUGGCAGGACUUUUAAAUAAGUGCAAAACUCCUCAAGGGCAAAGACUUGUCAAUCAGUGGAUUAAGCAGCCUCUCAUGGACAAGAACAGAGUCGAGGAAAGGUUGAAUUUAGUAGAAGCUUUUGUGAUGGACGUGGAAUUAAGGCAGUGCCUCCAGGAGGAUCUGCUCCGUCGUUUUCCGGACCUUAAUCGCUUGGCGAAGAAAUUCCAGAGACAGACUGCCAACCUGCAGGAUUGUUAUAGACUAUACCAGGCCGUCAAUCACCUUCCGACUGUUGUACAAGCAAUAGAAAAAUAUGAAGGGACACAUCAGAUGCUGCUGUUGGCAGUGUUUGCGACGCCUCUUUCUGAUCUGUCGUCGGACUUCUCCAAAUUUCAAGAAAUGAUUGAAACCACAUUGGAUAUGGAUCAGGUGGAAAAUCACGAGUUUCUUGUUAAGGCCUCAUUUGAUCCAAACCUGACGGAGCUGAGAGAGAAGAUGGAUGAGCUGGAGAAGAAUAUGCAGGGGGCCCUCGGUGGUGCUGCCCGGGAGCUGGGGCUGGACGCUGGCAAAAGCAUCAAACUGGAAUCAAACUCGCAGAUUGGCCACUACUUCCGCGUUACGUGCAAGGAGGAGAAGGCCUUGAGGAACAAUAAGAAGUUCACUACAAUCGACAUACAGAAAAAUGGGGUCAGAUUUACCAACAGUAAACUGAGCUCACUAAGUGAAGAGUACAUGAGAAACCGAGAGGAAUAUGAGGAGGCCCAGAAUGCUAUUGUUAAAGAAAUUAUAACUAUUUCUGCUGGAUAUGUGGAUCCAAUUCAGACGCUGAACGACAUCAUUGCGCAGUUGGACGCUGUUGUGAGCUUUGCCCACGUGUCUAACAGCGCGCCAGUACCGUAUGUCCGGCCCGUUAUUCUGGAGAAGGGACAGGGAAGAAUUGUGCUGCACUCGGCCAGACACCCGUGUAUCGAGAUGCAAGAUGAUGUGGCGUUUAUACCUAAUGAUAUUACAUUUGAAAAGGAGAAGCAGAUGUUUCAUAUUAUCACUGGCCCUAAUAUGGGUGGGAAAUCGACGUAUAUCCGCCAGACUGGUGUCAUAGUCCUCAUGGCGCAGAUCGGUUGCUUUGUACCCUGUGAUUCUGCACAAGUCAGCAUAGUGGACUGUAUUCUUGCUCGAGUUGGUGCUGGAGACAGUCAGUUGAAAGGAGUUUCAACAUUUAUGGCUGAGAUGCUAGAAACUGCCUCGAUACUCAGGUCUGCUACAGAGAACUCUCUGAUUAUCAUUGAUGAAUUGGGUCGAGGAACCUCCACGUAUGAUGGUUUUGGCCUGGCAUGGGCAAUAUCCGAAUACAUUUCCACUAAAAUCAAGGCUUUUUGUAUGUUUGCUACCCACUUUCAUGAACUAACAGCCCUGGCUGACCAGGUCCCAACCGUCAACAAUUUGCAUGUUACCGCUCUCACCACAGAAGAUACCCUAACCAUGCUCUACCGAAUAAAGAAAGGGGUUUGUGAUCAGAGCUUUGGAAUCCACGUGGCAGAACUUGCCAACUUUCCUAAACAUGUUAUUGAAACGGCAAAGGAAAAGGCGCUGGAAUUAGAGGAAUUUCAGUAUGUUGGGAACCCCGAUGACUGUGAUGAUGAACCCGCCAGGAAAAGACGCUGCGAAGAGAAAGAGGAAGGUGAAAAGAUAAUCCAGGAUUUCCUCUCCAGAGUAAAAGCUUUACCCCUGACAGAAAUGUCAGAGGAAGAAAUAAAGAUCAAGCUGAAGCAGUUCAGAGCCGACGUCCUCGCGAAAAAUAACCGUUUUGUCAGUGAAGUUAUUUCCAGAACCAAAACGGGAUUGUGAAGUCUGUAGAUCUAUAAUUCUAAGAUGGUUUUUUCCAGCUGUUUCUAUUACUGUAUUUGUAUUGUUGCCUUUGGCUACUGAAGGCUAUUUACAGCUAGACUGUAUGAUGGAAUAAAAUGUUUUUCUAUC
Xenopus laevis (African clawed frog) is the source of this 3013-nucleotide messenger RNA. RefSeq names its product mutS homolog 2 L homeolog (gene msh2.L). Gene Ontology annotation, molecular function: ATP binding; mismatched DNA binding; double-stranded DNA binding. Bases 86 to 2884 code for a protein of 932 amino acids. Lineage: Eukaryota; Metazoa; Chordata; Amphibia; Anura; Pipidae. Gene Ontology annotation, biological process: mismatch repair; mitotic recombination; somatic recombination of immunoglobulin genes involved in immune response. Gene Ontology annotation, cellular component: nucleus; MutSalpha complex; chromosome. The transcript has 16 exons. The record is from RefSeq and is a predicted model, not a curated record.